CGCGGGCGGGAUGACUCUGCCCCGGGCCUGCCGCCGAGGACAACGGCUCGUUCCUGGCUCGCCCUCCCUGCUCGCCCCUCACUUGACGCUCGGACCGGAGAACCGUGGCCCCUGCAUGUGCCGACGCUGUCCCAGUCCCGCGGCCCUCCAAGCGCACCGCUCCCACCCAGCUGCCCUCCGCCUGCCACAUGCAGCGGGACUCGCGGGACGCUGGGCAUGAACACCGAGGGCUCCCUUCCUCGGAGAUCAUGAUGGCCCAAAGGAUUUCUAGAAUACGUCUGCAUUUCAUCUUUCUGGCUGCAUUCUUUGCCUCUGCCUUAGCUGUGGAUCACGGAGGAGAGAGUCAACAUGCAAAUAUUCGCCUUGAUAAGAACUUGGUACAAGAUAAAGAACACAUCAUGGAACAUCUGGAAGGUGUUAUUGAGAAACCAGAAUCUGAGAUGUCUCCACAAGAGUUGCAGCUUCAUUAUUUCAAAAUGCAUGAUUACGAUGGCAAUAAUUUGCUAGAUGGAUUAGAGCUUGCUACAGCUAUAUCACAUGUUCACAAAGAGGAAGGUGGUGAGCAUACCCAGGCAAUGAAAGAAGAAGAGCUGAUCAGUCUGAUAGAUGAUGUCUUAAGAGAUGAUGAUAAGAACAAUGAUGGAUACAUUGACUACGCAGAAUUUGCAAAAUCGCUGGAAUAAGCUUUUGCAAGGGGCUUGGUUCUCCUUCUAACUGUGGAAAUGUGAACAAGUAUAAUGUGUUUCAUGAAUGUCUCAUAUGAACCUCUGUGCUGUAAGAAGGAGGGGUGUACCAAUUCCAGAUGCAUUUAUUUGAAAAUUAUCUGCUAAGAGACUGGGUAACUUGGAGUGAGAGCCAUGUCUGAUGAAACAUAGCCACACACAUUGGAAUCUUGAAGCAUGGAAGCAUCAGCAUUACUCCUAGGGGGUACAGCUGGCAAACCCUGUAGUAGCUGUGCAUGGAUACUAAAUAGAUGGUACACAAAUCACAAUACACAUAUCAAUCACAGUACAUACACUAACUCUCAGUUUUCCUGUCAUUGGGGUAUAUAGUACUUGUUUGCUUACAUCUUCUAUUGAAAGUUAUAAAAUACCUAAAAAGCAAGAAAUGAUUACUGCCUAUAGUUGGAUUUCAAAGCUAAAUGUCCUUACCUUUCCACUAAUUUCAAAGGAAAUUUGCAUAUAAGUACAGCUGCUUGAAACAGUAAUUGUAGAGGAAAAAUAUUUGAAUGUGGUCUAUGUUGGAGGUCCAUAUGAUACCAUAUGGACUUUUAACACAGUCUUUGAAGAAACUGAGUAUUUUUAAAUAAAUGUAUUCCCUCACAUACCCUUACAUUUUACAUAUAUCUAUACACACACACACACACACACAUCUUUUUCAAUUUCUUCUCACACUUCACAGAUUUAUAUCUUAAUUUACAGUUUCUUUUCCCUGCGUUCCAUGGUGUUUUCCUAAGAAAAUGAAAGUAUUUUUAUUACAUUUAUAUGGUAUAUUAAUGCUGCAUAGCAUUUACUAGAGUAGCUUCUGCUAUCUCAUUUUGAAGGUCACAUUAACAGUAAACGAGUAUAAUAUAAAAGUUUCUGUUCAAUUUGGUUUUUACAGUAUUAACUAACAGGAUAAUCUAAGUGAGCAAGUAAUGCUGCCUGAGUUCAUAUUCCUUGACACUUAAAUUAUGGUAUUAAUUUCAAAAGGUAGUUCAUAACUAACAGUUUCAACAUGCAUGUUUGCAAAUUAAUGUGGCUCUAGGACUGUUUUCAGUGUCUUGACUCAAUCCUUGGUAAGUUAAGCAGUUUAAGGAUAAUAGAGCAGUGAUGUAUUUCUAUGUUAUUCAUAUUUGGUGACUAAAACAACUGAAAUUUUAAAUUUCAUUCAAUCACUAUCCAUUAAGAAUCGAAAUGUUAGCAUAUUUCUGUAACAUGUAUAAAGAGCUAUUUUCUGUACAAAAUUAUUCUUAUACAAGAGAAAUGCAUUUGUAAAAGAAAUUAUUUCCUCUGAUUAAAUGUUUGUGCAAUGAGUCCUGA
Molecule: messenger RNA, 2021 nt
Organism: Calypte anna (Anna's hummingbird)
Lineage: Eukaryota; Metazoa; Chordata; Aves; Apodiformes; Trochilidae
Gene: MCFD2
Product: multiple coagulation factor deficiency 2
Exons: 4
Coding region: 189-683 (164 amino acids)
Molecular function (GO): calcium ion binding
Source: RefSeq, a predicted model, not a curated record